AUGACGUCCUCCGCCCCGAACGUUUCCGCCGUUCAGGUUUGGGGGUGCGACAAAUGCACAUUCGAUAUCAUUAGGAAGCAAUGUGACACACUUAACGUUAGGUGGUGUGAUAGUGGAGAACGCGGGUCUGGACAUGAUAAAAUUAGGAUUUCCCUUUCUCAUGUGUUUGACGCUUCAUCUGACACCUUGGAUGUUGGGAAGCUUCCAUUUCACAUGUGCUUCAAUCAAGAGAUUGUCCUUGCAGUCGUGCCCAUAAAGCCUUAUCGAUGUACAAGUGCAUGCUCCUUGCAGUCGUGCGACACGCUGCCUAGUCUCUUGUUUCCGGAUUCAUCUCUCUGGUAUAUUAAGCUUUUACUCUCUCUCAACCUUCCUGUUGAUGCUGACUUUUUUCUUAAGAUGAGGGAAGCGCUCACUUUAUCACAAAAGUGCGAUCUUCGUAUAACAACUAGGAACAAUUCUAAGCUGCCAUUCGACAUUGACAUCGAGGAUCUAAGAACAAGGCUCCUCUUUCCUCCUACUACGAACGUGCAAACAUUCGAGUUUCAAACAGUUGAGGAUGAAUGCUUGUUGGACCGAUCCCCAUUUUUUGAUGCAUUAUUUAAGAUUUGCCAUCCCAAACACGUAUAUGCAAAGCGAGACAUGAUGGAUGAAUAUAAUAAUCACUUUUGCAGCCUGAGCGAGAUGACGACAGGAACCACAUUUUGGUCUCAUCAUCUGAAAGCGCCACAAAAAAUGGGAAAACCCUAA
Lactuca virosa is the source of this 747-nucleotide messenger RNA. Lineage: Eukaryota; Viridiplantae; Streptophyta; Magnoliopsida; Asterales; Asteraceae. The record is from the annotation of a GenBank genome assembly.